UGCCCCACCAGGGAGAGGAUCGCCGCCCGUUGCCGUUGAUACCAGAAAUCUGGUCUACCAAUGAAAUUGCCUGGACAGCGGACGAUGACAGUAAUAGCUGUUGUCAGCAUUAUAGUACUAUUGGCCAUCAUUGCAGCUGUGGUUGCUGCAGUUGUAAUUGUGACGCGUGGGUUAACUAAUGGAUUAGCAAGUAGCACCACUGUUUACUACAAUGGUUCUUUUAGGAUCCUAAAUUUAAACUAUACAGAUCGGUAUCGCUACAGUAACAGCAUUGCCUUCCAGUCACUGGCUGCUCAGAUUGAAGAAUUUGUUAAUGCAGCAAUGAAUAGCUCAGGGCUCAAAAGCCAGUACAUCAGAUCGCAAGUUGUUAGCCUAAGCCCUGGAAGUGUAAUACCUGGAUUUGUUCUGCUUUUCAAUUUCACUAAUGCUGGAAAGCAAAAUAUAUCAGUUGAGAGUGAAUUCUCCAAAAACAUGAAAAACACCUCUGUGGCAAAUUUUUACAUUGAAAAGAGUUCACUUCAUCUAACAGAAAUCACUGGUGAUGUGGCACAGAAUCUUCUUCACAACUGUAAGUCACAUCUUGGAUUUUAA
Messenger RNA from Hyla sarda, 591 nucleotides. Its product is annotated as transmembrane protease serine 11B-like protein. The record is from RefSeq and is a predicted model, not a curated record. NCBI's taxonomy places the organism in Eukaryota, Metazoa, Chordata, Amphibia, Anura, Hylidae. The transcript is spliced from 6 exons. The coding region runs from base 61 to 591 and encodes 176 amino acids.